AGUUUCGGUUCGAAUGCGGAUUUUGUUUUGAUUGGACAUUCGAAUCAGCUGAUUAUUGUGUUAACCGUUAACCUGUGAUCCGAUCUCCAGUUAAGGAGACCAGCAGCAACAGCAGAAGCUGUAUAAGCAGUAUCACACGAUCCAACAAUCAUGGCGCAACCUUUGAAAUUCUACUUUGAUUUCCUGAAUCAAUCCAGUAGGGCACUCUACAUAUUUCUGGAGGCCUCCAAGAUACCGUUCGAGGCGAUACCCAUAUCGAUGCUCAAAGGCGAGCACCUGACCGGAGAGUUUCGGGACAAAGUGAACCGGUUCCGCAAGCUGCCGGCUAUCACCGACCAUGGCUACCAGCUGUCGGAGAACGUGGCCAUCUUCCGGCAUCUGGCGCGGGAGAAGCUCGUGCCGGAGCAUUGGUAUCCCCGCCGACAGCUGGGCCGCAGCCGCAUCGACGAGUACUUGGCCUGGCAGCAGACGAACAUGGGCGUGGCCUGCACGGACUACUUCCAGCAGAAGUGGCUGGUGCCGUAUCUGCAGAAGACGCGUCCAGCGGAGAAUGCGGUGAAUGUGGCUGGCAAGCAGCUAGAGCACACACUCAACGAUUUCGAGCAGCUGUUCCUCAACUCGCGCAAAUUCAUGCUGGGGAACAACAUCUCCUUUGCUGAUCUCAGUGCCAUCUGCGAGAUCGAUCAGCCCAAAUCCAUUGGCUUCAACGCCUUUCAGAACCGCAACAAGCUGGCCCGCUGGUAUGAGGCGGUGCGCGACGAACUGGGGCCCUACUACAAGGACGUCCACGCGGAGUUCGAGGCCAAGCUGAAGCAGAGCAGCGGCAGCAGCAGUCAGGGGCAGCAAGGCGUGGCACAGGCCCUGAAGCAGUAGAGAGCCUCAGGACCCAGGACAAAUCUUGAUUAGUUUUAACGAUUAUUAAUUAUAAAUUACCCUCUCUUCAGUCUAUUCUAUAUAUCUAUUUUUUUUUUUGUUUUUUUGUAAUAUCCUAUAAUGAAUUUCUUGAGAUUCCCCCUACUAUCCCUAUCCCACCUCCCUCUUCCCUUUCCCACCCUCGAUCUGUGGCACGCCCUAAUGGAAUGACCCUGCAUAUAUGAUCUAUAUAGUAUUUAGUUGUUAAAUAUCUUAAUUAUCCAUACAUAAAGUACGCUUACAAUUGUUUAACCAAAAAACAUAA
Drosophila persimilis is the source of this 1177-nucleotide messenger RNA. It is a transcript of the gene GstT4, whose product is annotated as glutathione S-transferase theta-3. Gene Ontology annotation, molecular function: glutathione transferase activity. Gene Ontology annotation, cellular component: cytoplasm. NCBI's taxonomy places the organism in Eukaryota, Metazoa, Arthropoda, Insecta, Diptera, Drosophilidae. Bases 151 to 873 code for a protein of 240 amino acids. Gene Ontology annotation, biological process: glutathione metabolic process. The record is from RefSeq and is a predicted model, not a curated record. The transcript is spliced from 4 exons.